UCAUCUUCAAGCGUGACCGAGGAAAUGAAAUUUAGUUCGUUGAAAAAAAAAGACAGGCAGAAUGUUAGCCAGCCCGGGAAAGAAGACUGGGCAAGCGCCUCUAACCGGCACUGAGUGGGGGAAUCCGAGGGAGCGCGAGGGUCCGCUGUGGGGGAUGCCGGUUGCUUGCCCACACCUAGGAAAAUGAAUGGCUGGAUUUCAAGCACCAUCUGCUUCUUAUUGCUAUUGAGUAGUGUUUGUACCCAGAAGAGCCAAGAUCUCCGCUGUGGAGUAUGCCGGGCUCUAGUGGAUGAGCUGGAAUGGGAAAUAUCUCGAAUAGAUCCAAAAAAAACCAUCCAAGUAGGCUCCUUCCGCAUUAAUCCUGAUGGAAGCCAGUCCAUAGUAGAGGUGCCCUAUGCCAGAUCUGAGGCUCACCUGACGGAGCUGUUGGAGAACAUCUGUGAAAACAUGAAUAACUAUGGUGAAAAGAUAGAUCCUUCAACUCACAGGAAGAAUUAUGUCAGAGUAGUCUCCUUUGAUGGGACCAAGAUGGAUCUUUCUGAAACCAAAUUUGAUGGUGAUGUGACAUCAAGCUUGAAGUUUGCAUGUGAGAAAAUAGCUGAAGAGUACGAAGACGAGCUCAUAGAAUUCUUUUCCCAUGAGGCAGAAAAUGUCAAGGACCGGCUAUGCAGCAAACGAACAGAUCUCUGUGACCACGCCUUACAUCUCCCGCAUGAUGAACUGUGAAGGGUAAAGGCUGACUGACCUGGUAGAAGACUUUGCCUAAUUCUUUGUAGACUACAUCCCUUUUUACAAGCACCUAUAAUUAUUGUCCCAGGAGUUGUCUUUCAAUUUGGGGGAAAGUGCAGAACACCCUAGAAACUUAAGACUGUGUAUCAGAGGAGAGG
Pseudonaja textilis is the source of this 887-nucleotide messenger RNA. It is a transcript of the gene CNPY2, whose product is annotated as canopy FGF signaling regulator 2. Gene Ontology annotation, cellular component: endoplasmic reticulum. Lineage: Eukaryota; Metazoa; Chordata; Lepidosauria; Squamata; Elapidae. The record is from RefSeq and is a predicted model, not a curated record.